Acanthaster planci (crown-of-thorns starfish) is the source of this 2540-nucleotide messenger RNA. RefSeq names its product blastula protease 10-like. NCBI's taxonomy places the organism in Eukaryota, Metazoa, Echinodermata, Asteroidea, Valvatida, Acanthasteridae. Gene Ontology annotation, molecular function: metalloendopeptidase activity; zinc ion binding. Gene Ontology annotation, biological process: proteolysis. The record is from RefSeq and is a predicted model, not a curated record.
CCGAGCAUCAGUUGUUGGUGGAGCGUCGACCGCGGUCACAUAUACACGGCUGCAACAUGGAAGUGGCAAUGAUCCUUCUGUUGUUGGUCGGCUCUGCGCUGGCGGGGACCGAUCAAGGGGCACGAGACGAAUUCACUGGAUUGGCGGUGGACUUCUUCAUGGGCAAGGACAAGUUGGCAUCCCACCUUGAGAUGACUCCGUCCGAGGACUGUGUGGAAGGGGACAUGCAGAUGAAUGAGGAACAGAAGCAGGCGUACUACAUGAUGCGAGAAGUGACGGCCAAGAACAGGGCCCGCGUGCGACGAGCGGCCACCAAAGCCUUCCGCCUGUGGCCCGACAACACUUUUGUUUACAAGUUCGACCCAAGGCUGUCUUCGGCAAUGCGAGCUAAGUUCAUGCAGGCUGUUGAGACAUACAAAGCUACGACAUGCAUCCAGUUCCAUGAAGCGAAAGAAGGCUAUAGUGGCAGCAUCCCUCCACUCACGGUCUACGGAACUGGUAAUGGGUGCUUCUCGACCGUCGGUGGACCGGGCGGUAAAAUUAACCUGCAGGAGGGUCGCUGCAAUCACCUCGGAGUUUGCCUGCAUGAGAUAGGUCAUGCCCUCGGAGCCUACCACGAACAUACACGCCCCGACCGCCGUGAACACGUCUCCAUCAAGGAGGAGAACAUCAGAAAUGGUUACGAAGGUAAUUUCAAGGUUGUGGACCGUCUCCUCGUCGGGAUCUACGAUCUGCAGUCCGCCAUGCAUUAUGCGUGUGAUGCUUUCAGCAAAGAUGGCCGCUCGGAAACAAUCGUGCCUCAUGACGAGUUAAUGAAAGAAAAGAUGGGCUUGCAGAGGAAACUUUCGCGAUUGGAUAUAUAUAAAUUUAACAAAAUGUACAGUUGUUAUGAGAGUUGUCCCGACGAUCUUGAGACAGCAUGCAAGCAUGGUGGAGUGCCGUCCAAGGACUGCACUUGCCUCUGCCCAGAUGAGUACACAGGAAUCUACUGUGAAACUUUCAAGAAGACGACGGAGUGCAGUGCAGAAUAUAAGGACACAUCAGGGAUAAUCCGGAGCCCUGGAUUCACCAGAGGAAGUAGAUACCCAAGCAAUACCGAAUGUGUCUAUGCCAUUGAGUGUCCCGAAGGCACCAAGGUUCACCUGACAUUCAGAAGCUUCGACAUCGAGGGAUGGGGCUGCUUCUUCGAUACUUUUGAGACGAAAACUGGCCCUGCCGUAGAGGAGGUUUACCCCAACUUGUACUGUGAUAAGGCAUUGCGCGGAAAGACUUUGACAUCGAAGGAAAAUUUGGCAUUGCUGAAGUUCAAUAGCGACUCAUACUACAACUAUCCUGGAUACGAACUGGAAUACGUCUGUGAGUAAAUCCAUACCGGACAGCACUUACCUGACAAGGAACAGUACACAGUUGAUGCCGUCUCAUGAAAGCUGAGAUUUAGUUGUAGUUUGCACGCCGUUUAGUUGCCUCUUAGCUUAUUGGAACAAAGCAUCUUAUUCCACAUUUCUGCACUUAAAAUUGUCAUUAAUUGAAAUAUUACCAUAAAUGUUGGUCCCCAAAAGAUUGAGGAGAACUUGUAAUUCCAGAAAAAAGUAGUUCAUAUCGUCAUCAAUAUGAUUAUCAGUGUAUAGUGUCCAGAUGUAUAAAAAAAACCCUAAAAUACAAAUGGUAGCAUGGUUGGAAUAUAAUGAAGUUGACGUGUGAUAAUUUAGGUUUUAAACACAACCUUAAAAUCUAUAAUAUCAUAAGAUUUAAUUUUUUGCAAACAAUACUCAUUGCUGGUGUGGGAAUGGAUGUACUGAGGAUCUGCACCCUUCUAGUUUGAGAAUGGAUAAGCGCGUUUUACUGACGGAAUCGUCCCAACUAAACGAUCCAAGAAGAUAUGCGUUUGGACACCAUCACAGGUACUUCACAACAGUUAUAAAAGUUCUCCGAGAUGUUUAAAUCAAAAUUGUUUCUAGUUAAUCCAUAUCAUAGGGCGAUCUUACAUUAAAUGCAAGUCCUGUUCAGAGAGUGUUCAGAGCAACAGAUAGAUGCAGAAAGGGGAGUGGCGUAGCGAAGGCAUUUUCUUUUUUUUUGGGGGGGGGUGCCAACUUGUAACUUGUUCGCCAACCUCGUGUCGUGUGAAAUUUACAAAGUGAUCCAUGGUACGCUACAUUUCAUGCUUCAGGGAGAAUGCCGACGGCCAAUUUUGGAUUCAUAUGCCGACCGAAGAUCUAUUUGCUGAUUGGAAUUGGAGGGGGGGGUUGCUGCACCCUCACGCCCCACGGUUGCUACGUCCCUGAGAAAGGUCAUUUUAGGUCUUUUCCCGCAUUUAUUUUUACGAACUCACAGACACAUUCUUUUUCUCCAUUGAUUCACCCGCUUAAAUAAGCUCGUCGGUACGGGGAUGGGCGUCUCAGCAUGGACUGAAGUAAAAAGUAAUAUUUUGGAAAAUCUUGUAUAAAAAUGUGCUUCACAUAAUUAAGAUCAGGAAAUGAUUAAAUACACCUGAUUAAAACGGUAGCUUUGCCGUAGAAAAAUAUAUGUCUGCACAUCAGGAA